Messenger RNA from Diatraea saccharalis (sugarcane borer), 4803 nucleotides. The record is from the annotation of a GenBank genome assembly. NCBI's taxonomy places the organism in Eukaryota, Metazoa, Arthropoda, Insecta, Lepidoptera, Crambidae.
AUGCUAUCAACUGUUGAGGAGAGCCGCGGGUACGAUUUUCAGGACCCGGAAAACGCCGAAAAAUGGAGAGGUCUCUUUGUCAACUCGCUCAAAAAGGAGUUGGAGUCGGUGCAUCCAACGCUAAACGCAGAAGAGAGUGCAUUGCAGUAUGUGGAGUCGCUCUGUCUGCGGCUGCUGGCAAUGCUCUGCGCUGUCCCUUCCCCACUUACUGUACAGGACGUGGAAGAACGCGUGGCUCGUUCGUUUCCGACGCCACUGGACAAAUGGGCUCUUGCAGACGCGAAGGAAAACACGUCACAACGCCGCAAGCGUGCCCUCUUGCCCGUCGAUAAAAUACAUCAUAUGCUACAGAAGGAGGUACUUCUGUACAAAGUGGACAUAUCGGUGUCGGUGUUUAUGACCGCCAUCUUAGAAUUCGUGAGUGCUGACAUAUUGAAGUUAGCGGGUAAUUUCGUGAAGAAAAUCUCCCGAUCUGGCUACGAGACGAUUACUUGUAGCGAUAUCAAGACUGCUAUGUGUGCCGAUAAGGUGUUGAUGGACAUGUUCUAUCAAGAGUCUGAGGCGGCAUGGGCGCCUGAGCCCCGCGCUCGUACACACUCGCUGACGUACGGCGAUCUAGUGCGAGACUUGCUCGCAGACGAGAAACAUUUCCUUAGAGAUUUACACCUCAUUAUAAGGGUGUUUAAGGAUGAGAUAGAUAAAAUACUAGACCACGACACUCGGUCGAUAUCUCUCAUAUUCGGGAACAUAGUUGACAUAUACGAGCUCACGGUGACUCUUUUGGGGAAUCUGGAAGACGCUAUAGAGAUGUCGCAGGAUUCACCCACACCGUACAUCGGCAGCUGCUUCGAGGAAUUAGCGGAGGUGGAGGAAUUCCGUGCGUACGUGCGGUACGCGAACAUAGUGACACGGAAAGAGUCGAGGGACGCUUUACAGAAUAUCGUCGAUGAUCCUGUGUUAUCAGAACGGCUGGACACCGCUGGUCACGGAUUCCGUCUUGCUGUCAAAUAUUAUUUGCCGCGGUUACUUCUAGCACCAGUGGCUCACGUGUUCCUUUAUCACACAUAUGUACUGGCUCUGCUUCAGAUCGCACCCGCAUCAGAUGACAGAGAGAGUUUCAAGCAGGUGGAAUGCAACUUACAUCCAAUAAAAGAAUUAUUAAUAAAACGCUUAGGAAAUGGACCAAAGAUGGACGCAACGUUAAGAAUGGCGUCGCGCACUCGUCGACAGCUCGCUAUAGAGAAAUGCAAUGAGUUAUCGCGAAUAGUUGAUAACUGGGAUAACCGGGACAUAGGACAGUGUUGCAACGAAUUUAUAAGAGAGGACACAUUAUCGAAGAUAGGUCCGGGCAAGAGGAUAGCAGAGCGACGCGCUUACUUAUUUGACGGACUAUUGUUGCUGUGCAAACCAGUCGCAGGACUAGUUAAUGCGGUGAAUAGCGGCAGUUUGACGACGGGUGUGGGUGGAUCGCAACAGCUCAAACUGAAAGAGAAACUGCAUAUACGGAAACUUGAGCUUGUUGAUAGACCCGAUACUGACGAAUUCCGUAAUUUAGUGGAGUUAUGUCCACGCGUUGGUCCGCCAGUAGUUUUGGCUUUGGGUUCCGGCGCUGAGAAAAGACACUGGAUGUGUGAUCUAGUAAUGCUCAACACUAAACCUAUGUUAGACAGGAGCUUAGACAGCAUCCUACUGGAUCUGGAGAGGCGGCAUCCGUUGAAACUGCCCCCGGUAUCGUUGUAUCGGUUUGCGGUACCUGACUCGCCACAGAAUAUAGUUUUGGAAGAGAGAAGCCCACAGAGUAACGCGCCGCCGCUAAUAAAGGGUGCUACUCUGCUGAAACUGGUAGAACGUCUCACUUACCACAUAUACGCUGAUCUGAGUCUGGUGCGGACAUUCCUCACCACGUACAGAUCGUUCUGUUCACCGGCUGAACUGCUAGACUUGCUAAUAGAAAGGUUCCGGAUACCGGAGCCCAGUGAGGUGUAUGAUGCCCCUAUGGAGAGCAUAGAAUGCACUCCCAGCAGCGACGCGGAGAAACUAAGCAAGAACACAGCGAGAGAAGACUGGAAGAGGUAUCGAAAAGAGUUUCAGCAACCUGUAAAGUUUAGGGUAAUAAAUGUGCUAAGGCAUUGGGUGGAUCAACAUUUCUACGACUUUGAACGAGAGCCCGUGCUCCUAGAUCGGCUCAGGGAAUUCCUGGAAUCAGUCGACGGGAAACCGAUGAAGAAGUGGGUGCAAAGUGUCCUCAAAACGCUCCAAAGAAAGAGCGGUCAGAACAUGGAAUGGGAAGUGGGAAGCGUCUCAUCGCUGUCUUCAGUGUCUCACGUGUUUGAUAGGGCUCCGCCCCCUGUGCUCAAACACGUAGGGUCCCCAGACAAACAUUCGUGGCAUCCUCUCUCGCUGCACCCUUUAGAGUUCGCCAGACAGCUAACUUUAUUGGAGUUUCAACUUUAUAGACAAGUAAAACCUUCAGAAUUGGUUGGUGCAGUGUGGACAAAGAAAGACAAAGAGAAAACUAGUCCCAAUCUGCUACGGAUUAUCAAACAUACCACCAACCUCACACGAUGGAUGGAGAAGUGGAUAGUGGAGAGCGAGAACUUAGAAGAGCGAGUGGGUGUUGUGUGCCGAGUGGUAGAAGUGGGUAUAGCGUUACGGGACUUGAACAAUUUCAACGGAGUGCUCGCAGUGGUGGCGGCUUGUGGGAGUGCAUCGGUGCAUCGACUGAGAAAUACGUUCCAGAUGCUCCCACCUCGUCUAAUACGCGCGCUAGAAGAGUUCAGGGAAUUGAACUCUGACCACUUCCGUCGUUACCAAGAGAGAUUGCGUAGCAUCAAUCCACCGUGUGUGCCGUUCUUGGGGAUGUACCUCACUAACAUACUACAUAUAGAAGAAGGGAACUUGGAUUACCUGCCCAACUCGGAGUUGAUAAACUUCUCGAAGCGACGUAAGGUUGCCGAGAUUACAGGCGAGAUCCAGCAGUACCAGAACCAACCUUACUGCCUCACGAUGGACCCUAAGACCAGGGCGUUCCUCGAGUCCCUGGAUCCGUUCCCAGGCAUGGAUGACAAUGAAAUCACCAAUUAUUUAUACGCGAAGAGUCUAGAAAUCGAACCUCGACCGCCGCUCAAGCAGAUGCCAAAGUUUCCCCGUCGAUAUCCGGAAUUGUCAUUGAAGCAAGUAAAAGUGUCGCGGCGACAUCAUGACGCACCCGCUCACUCCACCUCAAGCAACGAUGACAAUCUCAGUGUAUCUCAACUGUCACCCACUAGCGGCAGCACGUGGGACGGCACAUCCGUAGCCUCAUUGCAACUCCAUACGGAUGACCAUAGAGGUAGUAAAUGUGACGAGCGGAGUUUAGCAAGUCCUCGGUUAGAGAGAGCGGGCAGCAGCUCAUUCGGCCAACUCAGUCUCUUAGACAAGGGGCUAGCCUUAUUCGACAAGGGCAAGAGCACCGUAUCACUCAAUAGCAAAGGAUUAGGUCGUGACGAGCCGCCUUCACCGCGUGACCGACAUUCACCGAGACAUGAUAGGACUGGUUCGUUGAGUGCGGGGAUAGGAGCGGGCUUAGGGCUGGGUAUGAGUGCGGGAGGCGGCGAGCGGGAGAGGAAACCGCAGGCGUUGUCACCGCGCGGAGCCAUUGUAGACUCGGAGCUGUUCUACUCCAGAACUAACAGAAAACCAGAUCAGGAACGUGUGCCGCCAUUAUUACCGCGCACGUCACCAGGAGCGCCUCCACCCCCGCCCCGACCCACAUCACCCAGACACCAUACACACCAGCCGCAACCGCUGCAUCAACAACACCCCCCCGCUGUGAACGCAACGUGGUCGCCGCCUAGUGAACCAAUACCUAGUCCAAAAUUACAAGAACUAAGCAGAUUGCCCGGUAUGUCUCCGAAAAGAUCACCAGCGCCGCAACCUCCUGUCAGUCCUCUACAUAAUGACAGGAGCAGCGCGUUCAAGUUUCCGUCUGCUGCCCCCGCGCCCGUCACAGCACCACCGCCCCCGCCCCCGCCCCCACCCCUCACACCGCAUCCGGUGUCGUGCGGCACUCCGCCCCCGCUGCCCCCGCGUCGCCGCCGCGACUCCGCCGCUCCCCACACCCCCGCCCCAGCACCGGACACUCAUAGAAGCAGCCAGUCUAGCAGUAGUUGUACUCCGCCGCCGUUACCGCCGCGCCCCGCUCCUGCGCCUGCGCUCCCCGUGCCUGCCCCCGCCCCCGCCCCGGAGUUGCUGCGUCCCGCUCACUCCACUAUAUUGCAGCGACGGCAUCAUUCCAGUAUGGCGCCGCGGUUGCCGCCGAAGCCUCCGCCCGCAUCGGGCGUGGGCGGGGUGGGGACAGUGGCGGGUGGGGUGGUGAUGGGCGUGGCGCGCGGCACGUAGCACGCAAAGUGCGUGCUGCGCGCCACUGCCCCUGCGCCCCGCACGCUCCACAUACACUACACCUCCGACACGCUGUGACUCAUAUACCGCUCGCAUGAUACCCGCUCCGCAGCACUGAUCUCUGUAUAUAUAGUCCGUAUCACAUAGCAUUGGUACGAUGACGUUUGUUAAAAAUCUAUUUCGUGCAACUUGUAUUUCUUACUUAUUAAAAACCAUAGUUAUGAAAUUUAAUUAGACUAUGUGUAGGUAUUAGAUAUUUAUUUAAGUUUUCUUAUUAAGACACAAAUAAGUUUUAAAUUGCCAUAAUUACUGAAACCUAACCCUUUAAAGUUUGAAGCAUACUUAUAUCGAAAAUUAAAGGACCUUCUUUAAAAUUUUUGAUUAUUUUUCGGAUAGGGGUUAUCUUUUUGAUGAAUUAACCAC